AUCGACGAUUAAAUUCCAGGCGUCUGAACAAUGGCGGUGUAGUUCCCAUACCUCACUAGAGGAUCUCUAACCGGUUAUAGCUGAAACUCCGAUUUGAUAGUGCAUAUAGUAAUAUUGUUAUCUUUCAAGCGAUAGUGUAGGUAGGCGGCAUGUAGUAUUUUCUAAAUAAAAAUAUAAAAAUAAAUAUUCGGCAAUCUUUGUUGUAUUAUUUUUUAAUCGAAUAUCAAACAAAUAAUGCGAAGAAUCAUGAAGGGUAAACGCAGAAAGUCCGACAGCCCGAGUGACGCCGAGUCUGAAGAAAAUGGCGAUAAUGCGCACAAAACCGAAGUCACUGGUGAUGAAGCUAAACCUGACGAUGAUAAUGGCGAAAAUGCGGUAAAAUCGAAACGUAAAACGCCUCGUGGACGAGAGAGUAAAGCCGCAGAAGAAAAUGCUGAAACAGAAACAAAACAAGGCGACGAGGUCGAUGUUAAUUCGUCAGAUACCUCGUCCCGGCAUGAAAACGGAAAUGUCACCAAGAGCGCCGGUGAUAAACGCCGAAAAAAGGAGGACCGAAAAGCCACUACUUCUCAAGAAAAGGAAGAUAGUAGUCAAGAAUAUGAGGUAGAAAAAAUAGUCUCACGUCGCACUAUCAAAGGCCGGCGUCAAUUCCUAGUUAGAUGGAAAGGAUAUGACGAAAGCUCCGAUACGUGGGAAAAUGAGAAGGAUUUAAAUUGCCCUCAACUGAUAGAAGACUUUUUAGUUGAUGAAGAAAUGCAGCAAAAUCAAGUUACGCAGAAUUCAGAAGAAAAACCAGGCAAAUCAGCAAAAACCAAAUCACCAAGAGCUGCUAAAAGAAAACGAAAAUCAAAGACUGUAAAAAAAAAUGGCGAUGAUAAGUCUGAAGCAAAUGAUGAUGGGACGGAUGAAAAAGCUAAUUCUACUGAAAAAAAGCCAAAGAAAACGAGGCUGUCCAAACACAACAAUGACAAUGAUGUUAAAGUUGAUGAUAGUGAAGAAGAAUCGAGUAAAGAAUUUGAAGUUGAAAAAAUUAUAGAUGUCCAUUUUAAAAAAAAUAAAAGUAGAGAAUUUUUAAUUCGUUGGAAAGGUUUUAAACCUUCUGACGAUACAUGGGAACCAGAAAGCAAUUUAAAUUGUCCCGACUUAAUAUCCAAGUUUAUGGAUAAAGUUGAAAAAGCAAAGACUACCGAUUUACGAGAAUUGAGAACAAACCCUUCUCAUACUAAAAGAUAUACUUUAUCAAUGUACGAUCGACAGAGACGUCUUUCGCGCAGAAACAUGGGUAAAGAAAGGGCAACAUACCAUCAAUGUGAUUAAAAUAUAUAAAAAAAAUACAUCAAAUGAUAGAUUAUUUUAAAAUUUAUUUCAUUUAUAAAUUUGAAAA
Messenger RNA from Chelonus insularis, 1384 nucleotides. Its product is annotated as heterochromatin protein 1-like. Bases 235 to 1317 code for a protein of 360 amino acids. Lineage: Eukaryota; Metazoa; Arthropoda; Insecta; Hymenoptera; Braconidae. The record is from RefSeq and is a predicted model, not a curated record. The transcript is spliced from 5 exons. Gene Ontology annotation, cellular component: pericentric heterochromatin. Gene Ontology annotation, biological process: negative regulation of transcription by RNA polymerase II; chromatin organization. Gene Ontology annotation, molecular function: chromatin binding.